AUGAGUGUCGCCGACAACUUCACCGACUUCCUGUCCGGCACGUCGUACGUCUUCCGGAUGGCGGUUGACGAGUACCAGAGCGAACGCAACUGGACCGGCCUGAUCGACCGGUACUGGCUGAUCGUCGAGGAGCUGAUCGCGGAUCCCAGAGCGAAACAGUUGCCGUUCAUGGACAAUCCGCUGCCGACACUGGGCAUGAUCACCAUCUACCUGCUGUGGGUUCUCCUGAUCGGUCCAAUGUACAUGCGGGACCGGAAGCCGAUGGACUUGCGCCGGGUGAUCAUCUUCUACAACCUGUUCCAGGUGCUCCUGAGCGGCUACAUGUUCUACGAGCACCUGAUGGCCGGUUGGAUACGGGGCUACAGUAUGACGUGCCAAACCGUGGACUACUCCGAUGGUCCCGCAUCGAGAAGGAUGUUCAACCUUUGCUACGUGUACUACCUCUCGAAGCUGUCGGAGUUUGCCGACACCGUGUUUUUCGUGCUGCGUAAGAAACAGUCGCAAAUUACUGACCUGCACGUGUACCAUCAUUCGCUCACGCCGAUCGAGGCGUGGAUCCUGACCAAGUUCAUUGCCGGCGGAAACGCGACGCUGCCGAAUAUAAUUAACAACUUUGUGCACGUGCUGAUGUACUUCUACUACAUGCUGUCGGCGAUGGGGCCCCGCUUCCAGAGGUACCUCUGGUGGAAGAAGUACAUGACGGAGGUGCAAAUCAUACAGUUCAUCAUCUGCAUCGCGCACUGCAUCAACGCCCUCGUCACCGGUUGCCCGUUCCCGCGCUUCAUCUCCACGUUGCUGCUCAUCAACGCGACCAUCUUUUUGGCCCUCUUUAUGAACUUCUACAUUGAGAGCUACAGGCGCAAACCAAAGGGACUGCCCGGGAAGCCGGAGAGCGCUGUCGGUUCCACCACCGGCACCACCGUGACACCGGCACCGGCCGCCCUUGAACCCUCCCGGGUGGAGGAAGUCAGCGACGAAGCGAAAGUGUCGGUCGCGCUUGCGGUCAAACCAGCUCCGGCUUCGGUAGACGACAUCAACAACAACCGGACGGCUGAAAACGUGGCGAGCGAGGGGGCCACGGUGGACGGAAACCCCACCACAGACGACCGGCCUGCGGGUGAGCCAUCGCAGGAGGACCUCGUCGCUGGAGUCAGUGACGUCACUAAGCUGGACUCGCCAGAGCUGGAGCUCGAACCGUCCGGACUGCGGCAACGGAUAGUGGCACCGAGCGGUGGCGAGGACCGUGCGUUUCACGAGUCUCCGAGUGUAGUACCUGUGCCCGCCGUGGCCAGCGGUUGA
Messenger RNA from Anopheles cruzii, 1299 nucleotides. Its product is annotated as elongation of very long chain fatty acids protein 7-like. Gene Ontology annotation, molecular function: fatty acid elongase activity. The transcript is spliced from 6 exons. Gene Ontology annotation, biological process: fatty acid elongation, saturated fatty acid; fatty acid elongation, polyunsaturated fatty acid; fatty acid elongation, monounsaturated fatty acid. Gene Ontology annotation, cellular component: endoplasmic reticulum membrane. The record is from RefSeq and is a predicted model, not a curated record. Bases 1 to 1299 code for a protein of 432 amino acids. NCBI's taxonomy places the organism in Eukaryota, Metazoa, Arthropoda, Insecta, Diptera, Culicidae.